This is a messenger RNA of Bursaphelenchus okinawaensis, 4170 nucleotides long. The record is from the annotation of a GenBank genome assembly. NCBI's taxonomy places the organism in Eukaryota, Metazoa, Nematoda, Chromadorea, Rhabditida, Aphelenchoididae.
AUGGACGGACCGAUCGACCCGGCUUUGUUGAAGAACCUGGAAAAGUUUGUAGAGUUGAGGAAUGUUACUGAGGCUAACAUAUCAAAAGCUCAUUUGGUUCGAGCCAAAAUUGAUCAAGAUCUCGGACAAGUUGAUCAAGGUAAGCUUUAUUUUCUUGUUCUUUGAAUUUUAGGCUUUUUUAGCGUUCUACUCAACUAUUUUUGUUUGAAAUGUUUUUAAAGGUGCUCUAUAGAGUAUGUUAUCUCUAUAGAACUGUUAUUCAAGCUUACACUUGAUUUAACACUUGAUAUUGUUCUAGAUCAAAUCGAUGACCUGAAAGAGAUGGUUAAGCGAGUCCAAUGCUCGUUGGAUGCUUCAUCAACUACGUCUGAUCAAUUCUCUACAGUUGUGACGUCUUUCUUGAGUAAUUUGAAGCAAACAGCCGAGAUUUGUGAAAAGUUUGGGCCUUCUUUCGAAGGUCUGGCUACGAUGGCCAGUAUGUCAGAGCAAGUUUAUGAUUUGGAGCGGGUAUUUGCUGAUUACAUUCAUAAGAUGGAAAAGUUUCGAAAAGGGAUGGCGGAAGCGUGUGAAAGUGAUGACAACGUUGAUCUUAACGGAACGUAUGUUGUUUUACAUUAGUUUUUUUGGUUUAGGUUUGUUAGUGUUGGACAUGGUAGGUGAAAUGGAGUUUUUGGCUGUAUUCUUUUGGGUUGACGUUUCAUUUUGAAUUUUUUAAUAAGGAUAAAUGAUUUUUAUCGGUUUCUAGUUAGGACUUUGUGGAGACUUUAUUAAAUUGACUGAUUUAUCUUAUGUUAUACAUCAAGGAUCUCAAGUUUUACAUUAUUCCUGUUUUAGCUUUGGAAUUUUAACCCUGCCGCCGGAAGUUCAACAAAAAUACAACAAACAAACUGACAAGAUCAGCAGGAAAGUUCUGGAAACUUCGAAACGUCUUCUAUAUUUUCAAAAGAAGCUUUAUGCCUUGGAAAAUGGGCAGAUUUUGGCAGAAACCGAAGCCGACUUCACUGUAACUGUUGAUGAUGCAGCAGCACAAAUUGAACAUCUUGAACUUGAAGUCGAGGAGAAUCGAACAGAUGUUAUAAAGUCUAGUCAACCAACUACUGAUAUUAUCCAUUCUUAUGCCUCGAGUUUGGCAACGAAUCAACCAAGAGGUAUUAGGACUGUUGGAGCUACUGAACUGAAGAAAAAAGUGGAUAAACCGGCUCCAGCUUCGACGAGUUUUAGUGUGCUAAGUCAGGAUGACAUAUUGGAUAGGAUAUUGACUCCGAAGAGGGUUACGGAGAGCAAGAAUGUUAGAAUUUCUCAACAGUCGCCUUCUGUCUUGCAGUUGGUUAUUCAGUCUCAAGGUGGGUUUUUGGACGUUUUUUGGCUUUAAUUGGGAUUUCUUUGGUAGGGGUUGAUAAAUUUUUGUUUUUUUUUAAUUGACUUUACUAUUAGGUUGUUCACUUAAUUAUUCACUGGUAAUUUUAAAGUUACUAUGGGCGUAUAUUUUGGCGGAGUAAUUUAAAUUAAAAAAUCGGAGAAAAUGUUAUUUUAGGUAAAUGUACACACUUUUUUUAAAUUAAAAAAAUAUAUUUGUUUUUAGAAGCACAACCAGUACCACCUCCAUCUUUGGUUCAAACGUCUCAAUUUUCAGCUACUACAACACUUCAGAAGCCACCCGCUUCGCUGGGAACACCAGUUGUUCAAAAACAACCUUUAACUUCAACUAGGUAAUUUUGGGUUUAAGUAUUGUUUUAUUAUCUUUUUUAAUGAUAAUUAGAAGGUAAAAGGUUUUAUUAAAGCUAUAAUGAAGAAAGAAGAUUCAUAUUAUGGAUGAUAUAAAUUUUGUUAAUCUUAAUAGUUUUAGCUUUUUCUCAACUCCGAAGCUUUCAACGGCACCAAAAGAAGCUUCCAAAGAUGAAUCUAAGCCAGAAGCAGGUAUAGAAACUCCCAAAACCUCACUUUUUGGUGUGGUCAAGAAAGAACAAACAACUCCAGCUUCAGAACUUAAAUCAGAAGCUUCAACGACGUCAACUACGGCUACAACAACAUCGGCAACAUCUACAGCUUCUUCAACCGCAGCCACGGCAACUCCAGCAACUACAGGUGCCACAACAACUACUACAGCAGCUACUGUUGGUUUUUCUUUUGCUACAAGCGCUGCUACAGGUGCAACAACACCAACAGGCGCUACAACAACUCCAUCAGGCGCUGGAGACGCGGCUACGACACUUGGCGCGGUGCCGACUUCAGGAACGGCUACAACAACAGCUGCGACGUCAAUAUUUGGAGCAAAGCCAGCGACAACUACGACUUCGAUUUUUGGAGCAAAACCAGCAACAGCGACAACUUCAGCUACUUCUGGAGGUUUUUCUUUUGCUCCAGCGACUACAACAACAGCUACCGCCGGAGCUACUGGGUUUUCUUUCGCUCCAGCUGCAACAUCAGCAACCUCAAGUGCAUCUGGAGGAUUCUCGUUUGCUCCAGCGUCGAAUUCUGGAGCUAUGACUACAACGGCAUCGUCACAACCGACUACAACAACUACGGCCGCUUCUGGGACUACUGGGUUUUCGUUUGCUAGGUAGGGGAAUAUAAAGAUUUUUAUUGGUUUUUAGGUAAUAUAUUGAGUUUUUAAUAGGUGUAGAGGUUAGGAAUUUUACUAGGAAGAGCUGGCUGGGGUAAAUUUUUUAAGGGGGAUGGUAAAUAUUUGUUAUGGGGUGGAGUAAAUAUGGUAUAAAAAGCCUUAUUCCAGCACAACAUCAGCUGCAAAGCCGGCGUUCUCUUUCAAUUCGCAACCAGCAACAGCUGCAACAUCAGCACCAUCCUUUUCGUUUAAUCCAACUGCAGCCACGUCAACUCAAGGUACUGGCUUCGGAUUCAACACGGCUUCACAACAACCGAAAAGCAUCUUUGGGGGAGGCACGUCGGCCGCAGGAACGUUGGGUCAGCCUGCCAACGAUGAUGGUAUGAUGGAUGACACAACCGGUCAACAGGCUAAUAGCUUGAACUUUUGCAGGUAGGAGGGGUUUUUUUGAAGGGGGGGGGGUGGUAAAAUACGUUCUUCUCAAUAAGGAGGUUUAAGAAGACUUUUGGGCGGGGUAAAAAAAAUUUUUUUUAAUUUAUGAGAGUAAAAACGUUUUUUGGGUUGAGUAAAAAGUGUUUUUGGGCGGUGAAAAAAAAUAUUUUUUUUGGUCGGGGUAAAAAAUGUUUUGGGGCGGGGUAAAAAAAUAUUUCUUUAGAAGGAGUGGUUAAUCUAAAAGACAACUUUUGUGAGGGUAAAAAUAUUUUUUUUGGGUUGGUUCAAAAAUAUUUUUUGGGCGUGUUAAAAUUUUUUGGGUUGGGUAAAAAAACUUUUUUUUUAGAGAGGGCGGUUGAUAUAAAAACAAUUUUUAUGCUUAAUGACUGACUUACUAAACACUGUUUAUUAAUUUAGUUUUCUUACUAAAACACUUCUUUUCAGCACCGGUCUAGGUCAAUCAGGCCCUCAAAACAAGACCGGAGGCGGUUUCCAACCGAUCAACUUUGCCAAUGCAAAUACUGCUAAACCAGGCUUUGGCGGCUUCAAUCCAACUCCAAAAUCUGCCCAACCCUCUGGAUUUGGCUCUUUUGGACAACAAAGUAAACCGGCUGGAUCAGGGUUCGGAGCCACACCAUCGUUCGGAUCAGGCCCGGCCUUUGGAAGUGGCAGUGUUUUUGGAGGAGGAAGCUCGGUAUUUGGUGGUAAACCGGUAUUUGGGGGUGGAGCUCAACCACAACAAGGCACUCCUACUAAUACUGGGUUUUCUGCGUGAGUUUUUAUAAUGUUUUGGAUGGGUAAGGGGUGGUGAUAUUGGCAGGAGAGGGCUGUGGACUAAAACGUUUGAUUUUUUUUCUUUUUUUAGUAUCCCUCUCUCCCUCUCCCCGAAAAAAAAUGCGAAACAUAGAGAAAACGACCGAUAAAGUUUUGUAACAGAACUUUUGGCACACCCUGUAGUAGAGAAAUUUUAGAUAAUAAUGCCAUUUUUAAUGUUAUGUUCGUUUAGAUUCGCCGGCAAAGCCACCUCUUUCGGCCAGCUAGCUCAGUCUCCACAACAAUCCAGCUCUUUGUUCGGCGGCGGCGCUCAAGCACAACAACAAUCGACCGGCUUCGGCUCGUUCGGCUCCUCUAACACAACCAAUACUAACCCAGCAUUCACAGCGUUUAGGAAAUGA